AGGAUGAUGAGUACUAUUAUUUCACCUCCGUCACUACCGCCCACUCCCCGUGUCUCCCGGGUACUUGACACUCCGUAAGCCGCCCCCCUCAUCCCGCCCCACCGGGACUACUGAAAAUUAGGACCGAGCGUCCACCCCCCCACCAGCAGCAGCAGCAGCAGUGUGGAACCUACAGCGCUUGCGAGCACAGCCAUGCCGAGGUGUGACGCUCAUUUGGCGGACCGCCGCCUCCUCUCCCGCGGGUCACGGAGGAGGACUCCCCGAGCAGAUCCACAGGUCCUCGCCGGCUUCUGUCACUAAAGGUAGGCAGAAGGCGAAUCAGCUGCAGCGGCGUGAGGACGAUUAUGAUGGUGAUGGUGAUGGUUGUCGCGGGAGAGCAGAGGGGCUCCUGGUGGCGCUCAUGACCGGGGUGAAGAGAGGGGAUCGCCGGACCGAGUUGGAGUUGGCGUGGGGGGGAGAAGACAAUUAAAGAAGGCUCUGCAGCCAUUUGCGUCAAAGAAUGCUUUGCAGCACAGAGGAUGUCUUCCAGAGGGUGACAGCGACAGGCUUCCGGAGAGAAGGCGGGCAUUUAAAGUGACAUCGUCCACUUGUGUCAUGACGUCCCACCUUCUCCCACCCUUCCAUCUCUGACUGUCUGCUAAUGGUUUGAUGGAGAUCUGGUCGAAUGUCAGCGGGAACAAUCGUGAUAGCAGGAGGAAUUCUUGCCGGAGUGAUACUGCUGUGCAUCGUAGCAGUCCUCUGUUACUGUCGACUCCAGUAUUACUGCUGUAAGAAGAAUGACUCCGAGGCGGACGCGGGCUCGCCGCCUCAGGCCGACCCGCUCGCUCACUUCCCGUGCAACACGUGCAACGCGCUGGCCAACGACGGCGCCGCCAUCACGCCCGUCUCCCUGGACCAGCUGGACUGCGCCGCUGCGUCCGCCUCCCACCGGGGCAACGCCUGCCGUGCGUGCUCGCCAUACACGCGCCGCGCCGCACUCGCCGCCCCGGAAAUGCUCAACGGGGGCGAGCGUCUGGGCUUCCAUACUUACUACGAGAACCCGGCGGCGUCUUUGCCGCAGUGCUCCACCCCCUCUUUGAGCUACUACGGCCCCGCUGACCUGUUCCCGCCGCCGCGCUCCUACAGCACCCAGGUGUGACCUUUGACCUGGAGGAGGUUGACACAGGCGACCAAUAUAAGGACGUGUAUAGCAUGGGGCGCCUCCUGGUGGCACUUCCAAGCGUUCUUUUAAUGCCGGCAAAGUUUACUCCUUCCGGCAAAUAAUUCUUCUUAAAUAUUGUCUUCCUUCAGGACUUUUCCUGUUUGUGUCCCAUGUUCCCAUGUUUGCACCCUUCUAGGGACAACACGACUCAAAACAAGCAAACAAAUUCCCCAAGAUGCCACACGUGUGUAAUUUUCAAAAUGACAAAGUGUUUGUUAGUUGGACUCGUACACUCACCAAGAGGUAGUGGAAACUUAUCCUAGUCAAUCAGUAAAGAGGAUUCAUUAAAAAAAAA
Messenger RNA from Entelurus aequoreus (snake pipefish), 1496 nucleotides. RefSeq names its product protein FAM163A-like. The record is from RefSeq and is a predicted model, not a curated record. The transcript is spliced from 5 exons. Lineage: Eukaryota; Metazoa; Chordata; Actinopteri; Syngnathiformes; Syngnathidae. Bases 665 to 1138 code for a protein of 157 amino acids.